This is a messenger RNA of Mixia osmundae IAM 14324, 1333 nucleotides long. RefSeq lists its product as uncharacterized. Lineage: Eukaryota; Fungi; Basidiomycota; Mixiomycetes; Mixiales; Mixiaceae. Bases 104 to 1135 code for a protein of 343 amino acids. The transcript is spliced from 2 exons. The record is from RefSeq and is a predicted model, not a curated record.
UUGAGCUUACCUCAGUCUGCGGCGGCGGCGACUUUUCCGGUUUUGCCAGCGCGCGCGUCUUUGUGCUUUGGCUAGCCGCAACAACCGGCUGACUCCGAACAAGAUGCCGACGCUCGGCCAGAUAGCCCUCAAGGCAGUCCGGCCUAAUCAAGAGCUGGCAGUCUCCUAUGCACUCCUUGCUGCCGUCCUGCGUCGGCGGAGAUACACCCGCAGCGAAGUUAUCGCCUUGUUCUUGUUAUCACUCAAUUGGCCCAACCUGCCCUUUGUAUGGCACGUGCGGAUGUUCAUUCGUGUGCCGCUCUUCAGGCUACGGGUAUGGCUGUAUGCCAACGGAUGGCUGAGCCCACCCAAACGGAGUCUGAGCCUCGGUCUCCACGGUAGAGAGCAUGCACUGGCGGCGAUAGGUCGUUCGCCCUGGGCCCUGCGCAACAGCUUCUCUCGAUAUGCAGGCUGGGCUGGCAUAGACUGGAACAACCACCUCUCCAAUUCUUCGUACGCGACCUCGUUAGACAACGCACGCAUGCGCCAUCUGAUCAUGGUCUGGGGAUCCUGUCUACGCUUCGACGGCGUCGCGUUCGCCCUUGCUGGCACAGAGUUUGAGUACAUACGGGAGGUACCCAUGCUAGAAUCUUACGAAGUCGAAACGCAUAUCCUCACUUGGGAGGACAAAUUCGCUUACCUGUUGCACCGCUGGCUUAUCAAACCCUCGGGCAAGGACCCCAACGAGAUCAAGGGCACGCGAACGGGCAAGCGUGCGACAGUGGCAGCCAUCGGGCUUUCGAAGAUCUGCUUCUCGGUCAGCACCGUGCCACAUCCCAACGCGCCCGAUCAGAGCAAACGUCGAGUACGCCAGACAGCUCAUCCCGGCCGCGUAUUUGCAUUGUCUGGCUACGGCACAUCAGUCUCCAAUUGGUCCCUAGCUAAAGAUUUGCGAAAAGCGAAGCAAAGCCGACAAUGGCUGGCGGGUCAUCCUAACACGAUAGCACCUACCGAUAUUGGCGAUGGUCAGCUAGCCUUUGAGCAGAAGCGAGCAAGACUCGCAGAGAUCCUGUCUAGGCUCGCCGGUGGUGACCGUAGUGUCUGGCGUGAGCUGCUGAAAGCUUCAGACGAGGACGAGGCGUUGUGCGCAAUUUAAGUUACGCCGAUCCCGUCGACCCGCCAGAUAGAUAAUCUGGAUCGUAUGGUUCUGCUUGUUGCACAUGUUCUCACUGCGCGCUCCUACUCAAUCGCAAUAUGGUCUUGGCAAGAGUGUGUCAGCUCGUUGGAGCAUUGAUCCUCGCACAGUUUGCCUGGCGUAUUGCUAACGCAAUCUAUAUGUACUUCAUCCGAGCCC